Conger conger (European conger) is the source of this 2908-nucleotide messenger RNA. It is a transcript of the gene anks3, whose product is annotated as ankyrin repeat and sterile alpha motif domain containing 3. The transcript is spliced from 17 exons. Gene Ontology annotation, molecular function: protein binding. Gene Ontology annotation, cellular component: cilium. The record is from RefSeq and is a predicted model, not a curated record. The coding region runs from base 143 to 2092 and encodes 649 amino acids. NCBI's taxonomy places the organism in Eukaryota, Metazoa, Chordata, Actinopteri, Anguilliformes, Congridae.
CCCAUAUGUGUGACCUCAAGCACCCGUUUUGUUUGAUUGUGUUCAACUUUUGAGGUGGCAAACAUUGUUCAGAAACAUCUGAGCCAGUAAAAUAAGAACGUUCAUUUGCAAACAGUAAAGGAUUGUACGGGGGAGUGACGGUAUGUCGGAGUUCAGUGACGAAGCCAGUGAGUCGGAGCAACUGGGAGCCAGUUUGUCUUUGUGGUUGGGGGGCACUGCAGGACAGUUGGUGCGCCCAGAAGAGCUGGAUGUACCCCUCGAUCUCCACACGGCGUGUUCUAUCGGGCAAUAUGACGUGGUGGCCGAGUGCAUUCGCAGAAGGGAAGUCGACCUGGAUUGUAAGAAUGUUGGUGGCUGGACGCCCCUGAUGUAUGCUGCCUACAUCGGCCAUGACAACAUCGCAAAUCUACUUCUGGAAGCUGGUGUAGGUGUCAAUGCCACCACCCCUAAAGGCCACACUCCUCUAAUGCUGGCAGCCAGCUGUGGGAAUGAGAGCAUUGCUUACUUCCUGCUGCAGCAAGGUGCAGAGCUGGAAUUGGAGGACACCAGAGGCUGGACAGCCCUGUUCCAUUGCACCAGCGCUGGACACCAGCAGAUGGUGAAGUUCCUACUGGACAACAACGCUAAUGCCAACAUAAAAGAACCCAUUUCUGGCUUUUCUCCCUUAAUGGAGGCUGCUGCUUCAGGACAUGAAAUCAUUGUUCAGUACCUCCUGGAGCAUGGGGUGAAGGUGGAUGAGAGAAAUGCUAAAGGAGAGACCGCGCGCACCUUGGCUAUGCUGUACGGCCACACUAAGAUUGCCAGCCUCAUCGACAUGCGCUCCAUGAGGCCCAAGCAAGACCUCAGCUCAUCUGAGGACUCUGACAGUGCCCCCCCAAGAUCCCGGCUCAGCCGCAGUAAAGUGAAAGGGCCCAGUAUCCACGACGGGCCGCAAGCCAUCGCCAAGUUCAGAGUUGGAGGCACCAGCCGACACUGCGAGCCCACAGUGGCACCACCAGGCUACGUGACCUUUCGAGACGAGGGGGAGCAGAGCGAGGGGAUUUGUAACCGUGACGUCACCUCGCCCAUCAAUGAGCUGGACGGACAGAGCAACAGCAGCAGAGAUGAGAGUCCCUUCUUUGACAAUGACAUGCCCACCAUGAGGAGCAGCAGCAGCAGCAGUGAGGGGCUUCCGCACAUGAUCGGCCUCAGCCGCGAAGCCUCACUGGAGAGCAAUGAGGAUUCUGACCAGGCCAAGCGGACCUCUGCUCGCAGGGCCGGCAAGGGCCACCACCACAAGGGCAAGAGUCGCCAUGGGAGCAGUGAGACCGCCCAGCCCGGUAGCACUGGGAACUGUGGAGUGCGCCCACCAUCCAGCCAGGCCCCCUCCUACACAGGUCCCAAGGACCUGGCUGAGUUCCUGGAGCAGAUUGGCUUUUCCAAAUACUUUUCCGUACUGGAGGAGCAGGACAUUGACCUGCGCAUCUUCCUCACCCUCACUGAGAACGACCUGAAGGAAGUGGGCAUAACGCUGUUCGGGCCCAAGCGGAAGAUGACCAGCGCCAUCGCCAGGUGGCACAGCAGUGCCCGGCCUCCCAGCGACGCUCUGGAGCAAGCCUACGCUGACCAGCUGGAGGCAGAGAUGCAGGAGAUGGCCAUCCAGCUGCACAAGCGGUGUGAGGAAGUGGAGAGUCUGCAGGGUCAGGUGUCCCAGGAGAGGGAGCUGCGCACUGUGAUGGAGGGAUGUCUGAUGGAGGAUAAGAUGGCGUGGAGAAGAGUGCACAGUGAGCUGCUGGAGACGCACAGGCUGGCCCAGGAUAUGUGCACAACCCUGGAGAAAGUGCGGGCCUGUCAGAUGGAGCUUUUCUCACGUCUGCGGAGCGACGGGAUGAUUAUGCGCCAGGGUGACACCAGGGUCAAGCUGAAGAAUGAGACGGGGGGAAAAGGAAGUGAAGCCAUACAAGAAAGCUUGAUGUCCCUCAGUCUUACAGAGCUCAUGUCUAAACUGGAAGUCUUUGAGAAUGAGAUGGGAAAGAACCUCCAGAUAGUAACACACAGCCUGAAGAGCCUAAGUGCUACGGAGAAGGGCACAGAGCACUGGGAAGAGUCCUAGCUGGAAAUGGUCUUGUGACGGUGCUUUUGCUGACGGAGGGUGACAUUGCCACCCUGGACAAGCUUGCCAGGAAGACAAAGGUUGUAAGCCUUGGAGCACGGGCUGGCCGGUCGUAGGACAAGCGGGCAGGCGGGCGAACGCCCCCCACAUGCCUGUGCUGGAGAUACAAGGGACUGGAGGAUGCCAUGUCAAAAGAUGAGGGGAUAGCCAGUGAUCUGUCAACAUGCUUCAGAUGAGCGCUAGCCCAGGCGUUUCCUCACUCACUGUGAAAUUUUGGUUUUCACUUCUUAAGCACAUUCCUUGUGCACAGAAAUUUCAUUCUGUAUUUAGCAAUCUUAUGCAGGAAUAAUUUACAUUGCCCUUGACCUUAAAAAAUUCAAAGGUAUUUUCUAUACAGAGAAUACUGCAUAAAUUAGGAUUGAUUAAAAAAUGUGCUCAGAUACUAGUUUGAAAUGGAGGCUUCAUUGUGUCAGUCUACUUCCUGAUAUGACAGCGUCUGUUUAAAUCCAUUGACUGUGUCUACGGUUAAAUGUAUUGUAGUACACAGCCUCUGAGCUACUGAGACCAUCCUGCAAAUUUGGGCAAGAAGAAGAAACUACAAAGAAGUCGGUGGUUGCGGAGUAUCACCCUCUUAGACAGUCGCCAAUUCUGGGAUCUAUGAAUCCCGCACCUUGAUGUAUAAACCUAUAUCUAUGUACAUUAUAAGGAAGUUUUCAAUUAACUGCAUUUCUUUUUUCACCCUCUCUUUAUUCCUUCAGUGUGUGAGGGCUGAUAUUUGAUGUCAAUAUUUACUUGAAUAAAAUUACUGGUGACACA